GACGCUCGCAAGCCGCGGACGCAACGCCGCAGCAACACACACACAACAUUUUUUUUUUUUUUUUUAACAAAAAAAUAAAUAAAUAAACAAAUAAAGCGCUCACCUUGCUACCUGAUAUUUCGCCGCGUCUCGACGAGCUGUUAUGACUUGCUCCACCGGGAAAGUGUCAGCCCUGCUACUCGGUGGAGGUACGUUUCCCCCCGCGGACCGGAGAAGGUGGCGUUUGUGCGUGCGCGCUGUGCCUCGAGCCCAGCGGGGACCUGUUGAUCGUCCACCGGCGCCGCAAUGGAGGUGAAAAGCGGAGAAGAACAGUGACAUUUAACUGGGACUGGGAAGGAAACAUUUUCGCUCAGGCGUCCUCUCAGGCUCCAAUGGAAAUCAUGGAUACCCAGUGUGCCUUGGAGGCUGUGGAGAGACUGCAAGCCAAAUUGAAGGAGAGAGGCGAGGCCCCCACUCAGGAGAAGCUGUCCCUGUUAAAGACUGUCCUGCAGAGCCCCCUCUUCCUCCAUAUUCUCAGCUUACAGCAAGCUCAGCGGAAGCCCCCGGCGAAGGUCAAGGGCAUCACCAAGUCCGUGUCCAUGAACUGUGGCCCGUGCCCGGGAAUGCCAGUGGGGCUGAAGUCACUGAGCCACAGUGACUCAUACACGUGGGCCGUGGAGAACCGAAGGCCCAGCACUGCCAGAUCGUUCCACAAGGAUGGCAGCGUUUCAUCUUUGGGCUCGCAGGAGCUGUGCCUGUCAGACGUCUUCCCAGACAACUGCACUCAAACCGAAUCUCAGUACUGCACCCCCCCUCGAAUCUCCCGCACCAUGUCAAUGGGGAGAAACCUUUCCGCUAUCGCACACGAGAGGCGCCACGUGGAGAUGAUAGAGCUGACCAACGAUGGGAAGGGACUUGGCUUUGGCAUCAUAGGGGGACGGAGCACGGGAGUCAUGGUCAAGACCAUCCUCCCCGGAGGAGCAGCUGGUAGGGAUAAGCGUCUGCGCAGCGGAGACCAAAUCCUGCGCAUCGGAGACACCGAUUUAGCCGGAAUGAACAGCGAGCAGGUGGCGCAGGUGCUGCGAAACGCUGGUAACAGAGUGAAACUGCUCAUCGCUAGGGACGUCCCCAAGGAGAACCACGUCUCGUCCCCGGCCCUCAGCCAGGACAGCUUGGAUGGCGCGCUCAGCGACUUGAACGAUGACUGCGAGUUCAGCGUGCAGUUCACUAAAAACAGCCGGGGCCUGGGAUUCACCAUCUCCAGCUACAUAGGCGAUCUCAACUCAGUCUACAGCGCCGGCGUGAUCGUGAAGAGCAUAGUGAAAGGCAGCACCGUCGAUCAAGAUGGACGCAUCCGCAUCGGAGACAUCAUCCUGUCUGUGGAUGGGGUGAGCCUGCAGGGCUGCAGCGAGCAGCGCGCCAUGGAGGUGCUGAGGAGGACGGGCCCCUUCGUCAGGCUGAAGCUGCUGAGGAAAGCCGUCCGCCUGAGCCACAUCCUGCCCCCGGUUCCUCCCCUGCAGCCGCUCCGGCACUCCCACAGCUUCCACGAGGGCAACCCGUACCGAGUGGGCCUCAACAAGAUUCAAGAGACAGGAAUCUCGUCUCUGCGCGAAAUCUCCCGGCGAGCGGCGUGCGCCAACCGCCGACCCCGCCACGACUCCAGGAACGGUGUUAAACUCACUGAGGCCGAGGAGGAAAACCUGAGGAGGAGGUGGCAGCAUGCGGUCGGGUCCCGAUAUGAAGUCAUUGUGUGUCAGCUGGAGCGUUUCAGCGAGACCAGCGGCCUGGGCAUCAGCCUGGAGGCCAGGGCCGGACAUCACUACCUGUGUUCCAUCUUACCGGAGGGGCCCGUGGGCCAAAGCGGCAAGAUCUUCACCGGGGACCAGAUACUGGAGGUGAACGGGAUCCCUCUCGUUGGAGAGACACACAAGGAGGUGGUCAAUAUUUUGAAGGAGCUGCCGGUGCGCGUGUACCUCGUGUGCUCCCGCAUCCUGCCGCCUUCGAUUCCAGAGAGUGACGAGGAAGACGGAGAGGACGUCUGCCUCACCCUGAAAGAGCUGCUCGCCGAGUUCAACGACAAGUUGGACCAGGGCUGUGUCAUUCCCUGUCCUACAGCCGAGGACAUCACCAAGCGUGGCGUGCCGCCCAUGUCACCUCCCCUGGCCAUGUGGGAGAGGGAGGCUCAGGUGGUCGAGCUGGAGAAAGGCGAGUCGGGACUGGGCUUCAGCAUCCUGGACUACCAGGAUCCUGAAGACGCCACUAAAACUGUUCUGGUCAUCCGGUCCCUGGUGUCUGGAGGGGUAGCAGAUCGAGAUGGUCGCCUGCUACCCGGCGACCGACUCAUGUUUGUUAAUGAAACAGACUUAGAAGGCUCCAGCCUGGAUUAUGCCGUGCACGUCCUGAAGUCCACCGGCUACGGCCCUGUCCGCAUUGGUGUUGCCAAACCCCUGCCGCUGGAGCUGUGUGGCGGCCUGACGCCCAUCUCAGAGAGGAGCACCCGGGCCUCCUACGAUGACACAGAGAGCCACACUCAGGUCAGCCUGCUAGCUGAGGCGGCCGAGGCUAACGUCAACACCGCGACUUGCUUCUCUGAGGACGGCGCCGUCAACGAGCUGUGUUACACGUCAAAUCAGCUGCGUCAUCGCUUCGGUGUCAUGGAGGAUGACGACAGGCAGCAAGCCCCACCUCUGCCCCCCCGCACCAGCUUUGAGAGGACAAUCACAGUUGUCCGGGGCAACCGUAGCCUUGGGAUGACGGUGAGCGCUAUCAAGGACGGCUCAGGCAUGCUGGUGCGGAGCGUGGUCCAGGGGGGCUCCGUUAGCCAGGACGGCAGGCUGGGGGUGGGGGACGCCAUCUUGGCCAUCAACGGAGAGUCUACCUCCAGUCUGAGCAACGCCAGGGCCAGGUCCAUGCUCCGCAGGCACUCCGUCAUGGGGCCAGAGCUGAGAAUAACCUAUGUCCCAGCCCGUCAGGUGGACGAACACCGCGCUCGUCUGUGUUUGCCCCCUCUGGCGUCGAUCGAAACGGGCAGUGCCUCGCCCCCGCCUCCGGAGCCUGCGUCCCACCCGGCCAGGUCCUCCAGUCCCCCGGUCGGGUUCCCCCUUAGACCGUCUGCCUCUCUCAAACAUAAGGCUGCAACCCCAGAUCCUGAACCGUCCACUGUCAGAGCUUCUGCCUCGUUCAAGGCGCCGACCAGAGGACCGGGCGUAGUCCCUACAAUCACCCCAGCCUCGGACUCAAGCUGGCAGAUUCCAAAAUCUCUGCCACACAAGAGUAAGGAAGAAGGGAAAGAUGGAUGCCGUGCGGAGGCGAAAAGCAAAACAACGAAUGCCGAAGUGAAAGAACUAAAGCCAGAAGUGAAGAUAAAGGUGGACGGUAAAGACGAGGGAGAAGAAGAGCUUCGUUCUCACGCCACCAUGUCUUGGGAUCAGCCUAAAAGUGUGCGGCUGACUCGAGCACCGGGCCAGUCCUUGGGCAUCAGUAUAAUGGGAGGCAGAGGCAUGGGUCGAAGAAUGAGCAGUGGAGAGAUGAUGAGGGGAGUCUUCAUCAAGCACAUCAGCCCUGACAGCCCAGCAGCACAUAAUGGCACCCUCCGGACUGGAGAUAGGAUACUAGAGGUGUGCGGCGUGGACCUGAGAGACGCCAGCCAUGAAAAGGCGGUGGAGGCCAUCCGCAGGGCUGGAGACUCCGUGACCUUCCUGGUCCAGUCUGGACAGUAUAGAUCUCAGUCUCCUGGUCUCAACCAUGAAACGCUGACUCUGACGCCGCUGUCCAACUCACACAGCAGCAAGGAAGCAGAGACUCUCAGUGGUCUGUUCCUUAGUCUCUCCCCUGCAAACCCUUUCACUCCCACCCCCUUCAAGGUAACUUCGCCAAGCCCCGACAGAAUGGAUCGGCGAAGCCCCGUAAAUGUCACAACACCAAUCACAGCGGUAGACGAAGACGGAGGCGACACUGGCAGGAAAAAGAUGCUUCAGCGCUAUGGCAGUCUGUCUGGAAAGCUGCACAUGAUUGAGCUGGAGAAGGACCCCGCGGCUCAUGGCCUAGGAAUCAGCCUCACAGGCAACAAGGAUGGCUCCAGGGCCCGCAUGAGUGUCUACGUGGCAGAUAUAGACCCUCAAGGGCCUGCCGGCUUAGAUGGGAGGAUAAAGGUUGGGGACGAGCUACUCGAGAUUAAUGGUCAGAUCUUGUAUGGCCGGAGUCACCAAAACGCCUCCACUAUCAUCAACAACGCUCCGUCUAAAGUCAAGAUCAUUCUGAUCAGAAAUAAAGCAGCUCAGAGUCAAAAGGUCCGGGGAUGCAGGACAGAGUGUGAGGACACUGUGGACUCCAAGGAAACCGGUCGGGAGUGUGGAGGAUCGUCCAGGGACCUGGAGCACAUUAUCCUACCUCAGGAUCAUGCUGGACUUGGCCUUUGCCUGGCAGAGGACGAGUCUAAGAGAGGACUGCUGGUUAGGUCCCUGAACCAGAAUGGCACUGCCAGUAAGGAUGGCAGGAUAAGGGCUGGAGACAGAAUCGUAGCAGUGGGAGAUGAACCUGUGGCUGGACUGUCAGUGGACAAGGUGUCCAAUUUGAUUCUCAAACACCGGGUCACUGUCAAGCUCUCCGUCAGCCGUUCCAAGAGUGUCACCUCUUCUUCUUCUCUACCUCUCCCUGCGCCACUCUCCGGUUCCGGGUCCGGUUCCAGCGCUCUCUCUCCCACAGCCUCGCUCAGCCUCCCCGCCGCCUCGCCUUCGUCUGUUAGUACGGCGCGAGCGUCCCCGACGGAGCGCCCCGAUUGGCUGGGGUCUGCCCCCACAACCUCUGACCCCUCGAGCUGCCCUGUUGCGGCCGGAAGGGAAACUACUAUAGAGAUUUGUAAAGGAAAUGUCGGCCUGGGCCUCAGCAUCGUGGGAGGAUGCGACACUCUAUUGGGGGCAGUAAUUAUCCACGAAGUGAAUGAUGGAGGAGCGGCGCAGAGAGAUGGAAGACUGCAGGCUGGAGACCAGAUAUUAGAGGUAAAUGGCAUAGACCUGCGGCAGGCCACCCACGACGAGGCCAUCGCUGUGCUGCGGCUCACCACCCAGCGCGUUCGGCUGUGCGUCUUCAGGCACCAGGAGGCCUACAGGGAGGAGGACCUGUGGGACGUCUUCAGCCUGGAGCUCAGGCCUCGCCCCACGGAGGGGCUUGGGUUCGCCACAGUGGGGAAGAGUAAUGACACGGGCAUCUUUGUGUCAGAUAUCAUCAGAGGAGGUGUAGCAGAUUCGGAUGGCAGGUUGUUGCUAGGUGACCAGAUCCUGUCAAUCAACGGGGAGGACGUCCGCGCCGCCUCACAGCAGCACGCGCAGAAACUUCUGCAGAGCUGCAGCGGAGGAGUUCACCUGGAGGUGGCUCGGUUUAAAGCUGGGCUGCAGUACUCGCGGCACAGCCAGGAGUAUUUUAAGUUGUGUUUUAUCCAGAGCGAAGACUCUGACUGUUCCACCUUGACACACUCAAGUGGAUGUGAUGCUUCCUCCGGCCACCAGAGGGAGACAGAUACCAAAACAGGAAGCCACAACUAUGACAUCAGAAAAGUAAUUAUACACAAGGGUCCAUCUGACUCCCUGGGCAUCAGUGUAGCUGGAGGAGUGGGCAGUCCCCAUGGCAACGUACCUCUUUUUAUUGCUACCAUGGAUACCAAUGGACUGGCUGCCAAAACACAGAAAUUACAGACGGGAGACAGGAUCCUCAGUAUCAAUGACGUGUCCACUGAGGGAAUGACUCAUGUCCAUGCUGGAGUCCUGCUGAAAAACGCCGCCAGAACCAUCAGUCUGCAGGUGGCACAAAGUUCUGGUGAACAAAGCUCACAGGAUCGCGGCGACGCUCGUGCAAGGUCUCCAGCUAGCCGCCUGCAGACCCGCUCUCACAACAACCUCUGUGCUCGCAUGUAUAAAACCAUCACUCUGGACAGAGGCUCCUCAGGCCUCGGCUUCAGCAUUGUUGGAGGGUUUGGCAGCCCUCACGGAGACCUGCCCAUCUACAUCAAAACCGUCUUCAACAAGGGGGCAGCCAUAGAGGACGGCCGGCUGAAACGCGGAGAUCAGAUCAUCGCUGUGAACGGACACUGCCUUGAGGGCGUGACGCACGCCGAAGCAGUGGACAUCCUGAAAAAGACCAAAGGAACCGUAGUCCUCACCGUACUCUCCUGAGACGCCGACCCGCCGCGUCCCAUUUUAAUGAUAUUUUUAAUCAACCAAAGCGGUGUAGCUGCUUGUUGUUGAACUGCUUCACAAGGGAACCCAGGAGGCGAACGCAGAUAGAAUCGUGUAGUUUUGUUAAAAAUGAGAAGAGUAGAUAAUGUCAGUCUAAAUGUAUCUACUUUACAUUUGGGGAAGCUACCUCUAAUUGCAAACACAGCUUGGGUGUUUUUGGUUUUUUUUGUUUGUUUUUUUACAUGCGCACAGUAUUUCCAGUAGUGAAGCUGUUAUUUGAACAAAUCUGUUAGAUGAUAAUUAUGACGCAAUUACAUGACAAAAGAUUAUAUUUAUAAAGAGGAGGCGAUCCAUACAUCCAUCCAUUCAUCCACUAGGUAUAACUAGGUUGGGUGAGAGGUAGGGUAUGGCCUGGACGGGUUGCCAGUUGGCUGCUGGCAGGAUAGUGGGAGGAAACAGGAGCACCAUGAAGGAGAACCAUGAAGCAAGCAAACCGAACCAGAAAAGCCCCGACCAUCCACCAAGUUGGAAACCAAGGACUAUCUUAUGUCUGCGCUAACAGCAGGGGAGAUACAGAGUAACAAAAUCCCAAAAGCUGCUAUAUCCGACCAUAUAGCAUUUUGUCUAACUGAUAUGUUGUGGUCCUGUUCAAAUUAUUUUAUAAUAUACACAAUCCGGCAUAACAUUAUGACCACUGACAGGAGAAGUAAACAACAUUGACCAUCUUGUGACAAUUCAGUGUUCUACUGGGAAGCUUUUGGACCUGGUAUUC
This is a messenger RNA of Mugil cephalus (flathead mullet), 6921 nucleotides long. Its product is annotated as multiple PDZ domain protein. The record is from RefSeq and is a predicted model, not a curated record. The transcript is spliced from 44 exons. Lineage: Eukaryota; Metazoa; Chordata; Actinopteri; Mugiliformes; Mugilidae. The coding region runs from base 372 to 6146 and encodes 1924 amino acids. Gene Ontology annotation, molecular function: protein binding.